Ilex paraguariensis (yerba mate) is the source of this 915-nucleotide messenger RNA. Lineage: Eukaryota; Viridiplantae; Streptophyta; Magnoliopsida; Aquifoliales; Aquifoliaceae. The record is from the annotation of a GenBank genome assembly.
GUCUAUAAUAUAGGUGCAUACUGCAUACAUCCGGCUCACGAAGCCGCCCCACAAUUUCUUUCCUUGGCAACACUCUCCCACACUAGAGACACAGAGAGAUCAAAAUCUAGAGAGAGAGAGUGAGCGAAGCAGAAGCAGAAGCAGAAGGCCAUGGGAGGAGUCUACAACCACCUCUGGUUCACUCUCUUCAUACUCAUCUCCACCACCGCCAUCGCCAGAUCCGAUGAUCCUGAUUGUGUGUACACGGUCUACAUUAGGACCGGUUCAAUCCUCAAGGGUGGGACCGACUCGAUCAUAAGCUUGACCCUCUACGAUGCCAAUGGCAAUGGCAUAUUGAUCAAGAAUCUCGAGGCGUGGGGCGGGCUGAUGGGCUCCGACUAUAACUACUUCGAGAGGGGUAAUUUGGACAUUUUUAGCGGUCGAGGCCCCUGUUUGGACGGGCCAGUGUGUUCGAUGAACUUGACCUCGGACGGGUCGGGCAAGCACCAUGGGUGGUACUGUAACUACGUGGAGGUGACCACCACCGGAGUGCACGCUGGUUGUGCCCAGAUUCAGUUCACUGUGGAGCAGUGGUUGGCCACCGAUACGUCGCCGUACGAGCUUACAGCUAUCAGGGAUUACUGUUCGUCCGAUGAUGAGAAAAAAGUUAGUCAGCAUGUGAUCAACGGCUCUGGUUCUCCUCUUGUGGCUGUUCUGUAAGCAGUAUAGGCUUUUGGUGGCCAAAGCUGUGUUAUUAAAAAUAAGAGAGAAAUAAGAGAGAGGGAGAGUUGUGCUGCGGUUAUUAAUUAACGGUCAAUAUCUAUGUUAGUUUGCAUGUAUGAUUAUGAGUAAUUUUUUUUUUUUGGCAUAAUAUUUAAAUUUGUGCCGAUUAUUAUCUCAAAUUCAAUGGAUAAUUAUAAUUGAUCUCGGAAUUGU